Messenger RNA from Micropterus salmoides (largemouth bass), 6257 nucleotides. RefSeq names its product B-cell receptor CD22-like. The record is from RefSeq and is a predicted model, not a curated record. The transcript is spliced from 17 exons. Lineage: Eukaryota; Metazoa; Chordata; Actinopteri; Centrarchiformes; Centrarchidae. Bases 2354 to 5149 code for a protein of 931 amino acids.
GUCCAGAACAGAAGAGGACGUCAUAACUCCACCUUACAUCUGACUGUUGUAGGGAGUGCAAGGAAUUCAGCAAUUAUAGGAACAAUCUCUGCCAUUCUUCUGGCUGUCAUACUCCUGGCUGUCAUACUCCUGGCUGUCUUUCUAUGGAUUAGACGAAAUAAAUCCUUUACACAACAGGCACAGGGUGGAGCGAGACACGACAACACAGGACAGCAAAACAUGGGUCCAGUGUAUGACAGCCCUUCAGAUGCAGCACAGAGACAAGCAGCAGAACAGCAGGAUGACCUUAACUACGCCAGCAUCUGCUUCUCUCAGAACCAUGAAGAUGCUCUCUACUCCAACAUCAGGCCAGCUCAGCCCCACAGACCAAGAGAGGAAGAGGACGAGGAGGAUAGUGUUGAUUACACCACUAUCAAACAUGACAGUGCCCCGGGACGUCAAGAAGAGGGGGAGGACUCACUUGCACUGUACAGCACAGUCAACAAAAACAAUGUGAAUGCAACAUGAAUCUCUGGUCUGUUGGAUAAAUGUAGAUUUUUUACACACCUUGUUUAAGAAACCAAACAAGCAUAGUUUUCACAACUCACAUAUCUUGUUAUUUUUGAUUGUUGUCUCAAUGCUGCACUUUGCUGUGUCUGUCCUAAGGAAUACACAGGAUUCCUAACCUCAGUGUUGCCACCUUCUUAACUACAUCCACAUUAUACGUUUUCGUUUUAAAACGCAGACUUUUUGCUACGUCUGCACCUCCCGUCCAGACUAAAAUGGUCAAGGAGAUCAUUUUCAUUUUCAAACUUUUUAUAAUAAAAAUAAAAUAACUUUGGUCCCAACGCUGACCCCUGGGGUACACCACAAGCCAUGCCCAGACAUUCAGAUGAAUAAUCUCCCAUCUUCACAAAUUGUUGUAUGUCUCUCAGAUAACUACUUACCCAGUUUAGAAUUACCCCCCUGAUCCCGAUUCGUUCCAGUUUAAUGAUUAAUAUUUCAUGAUUUAUUGUAUCAAAUGCUUUUUGAGAUCAAUGAAUACCCCAACUGCAUAUUUCUAUUUGUCUGUGGAGUUUGUGAUUUCUUCAAUGAGUUCUGUUAUGAACUCAGAUUCAUAUUGGCUAUCAGUGAGUAGUUUGUUUUUAUCAAUGAAUUUCUCUGAUCUGUUGUUAAAUUAUUUUUCAAAAAUUUUUAAAAAUUGUCGCAGUAGAGAGACAGACCUGUAAUUUGUAAAGUGGUGUUUAUUACCAGUUUUGUAUAGAGGAAUGACUUUUGCUAUUUUCAUUUUUGUUGGAAAUUGACCGGUUAGAAAUGAUAAAUUGCAGAUGUUCGUUAGUAGUUUGGCGAUCCCCUGUAUUACUGUUUGUAUAAUUUUUAUGUCUAUUCCAUUGUGAUCAGUGGAUGGUUUGUUUUAAAAUUCUUUAACAAUAUCUAUUAUUUCUUUUUCAUCUACUGCUGUCAGAAAUAUUGAACUGGGAUUUCUUUCUAUUAGAUUAUUAUAUCUACUUUCUAAUGUUUCUCUGUAAAGUGUAUUUUUCUUUUCAGAGGUGUUUUGUAAUCCCUUGGAAAUCCACAGUCUAUCAUUUUGUUUUUGUUUUCUGCUAUAUCUUUUAAUUUGACAAUUUUUAGAAAUUCUUCAUAUGCUUUGUCAACAUCUUUUUCAUUGUCUAUAAACUCCCAGUCUUGUGCUAGCAGAUCAACUUUUAAUGCCUCCAUUGUUUCUUCUGUCCUCACCCUUUUAGAAAUUGGUUUAUUACCAUGUCUGUUUUGUAUUGUUAUGUAUGAUGUUUGUAAAUAUAUUGUCUAUUAGUGUUGUUUUGCCUCUUUUUUUGGAGGCAUAUCAAAUUAUUGUUCAAAAAGUAAUUUUAAAAUGUAUUCAUAUUAGCAGGGUGUGACUCAUUUUGACAGGCUUUUGAUGUCAUUAACAAGCCUUCUUCAACUGCGGCGCAACUGCUGCUGUAAAAAUGAUUUGCAGGUAAAAGAAUCCAAAGGAUAGAUAGAUAGUCAAUAACCUUACUUGCUAAGGUCAAGGUGAAAUAUCCCCUGACAGGACGUGUCCUUCAGAUUUGGUUUUGGGACUACACUGUGUGCUCUGUAUUGCUGUUGCCAGUCUCAUUUCUUUAACAGUAACUGAUCUAGGCAUUUACCAACAUCCUACAUGUUAAUAAAAUAAAGAGGAAGGAAGGUGGGCGGGCUGUUUGUUAACAACCAGAUCUCUGUCCUCUGCUUACUGGCCACAGGGUAAAGUAACCUUCCCAGACCACAUCUUUAUCUGUUCUUAGUUAUUAAUGUUACUGGUUUAUUUCAUGUGACCAUUAUUCACCUGUUGAUGUUUUAUCAUCUCUGAAGCCACGCAGCAAGAGGAGCAGCUAUGAGUUUAACAGCAGCAGCCAGUGGAUUUGUUGUCUUCUUCCUCUGUGUGCCAGUGGUACAGAGUCAGAACAGCUGGGGAGUGACUUACACCUCUACUCAGAUCUGUGCCUUAAAAGGAUCAACAGUGGACAUAAACUGUACCUAUACAUAUCCAUCUACAAUAAAUUAUCGUGAUACCAAAGUUCAGGAAACAUUCUGGUUUACGAAAGAGAGUAAUAACGUUUAUGUGGAUCUGAGAACAGACUCAAAGUAUUCAGGUCGUGUGGAGUAUAUUAGUCAGAACAAACGCUGCACUCUGAGAAUCACCGACCUGAGAGAGAGCGACUCAGCUGAGUACAAGUUCAGGUUCAUAACAAACCAACCAGGUGGGAAAUAUACUGGUUUACCUGGAGUCACUCUGUCUGUCACAGCUCUCCAGAUGCAGGUGACCAGAAUAACAGUCAAUCAGUCUUACACCAAGGCAGAGCUGAAGUGUGACAGUAGCUGCAGUCCAGAUAGUGCACUCUCUUACGUGUGGUUCAAAAAUGGACAGAAAGUUCCUGAAGAAACUUCUUCUUAUAUAGGCCAGUUGUAUCCUGGAGACAAUAUCUCCUGUGCUUUGAAAGGACACGAGGGAUUCCGUUCUCCUCCACUGUAUGCUCCAAAGCUUCCCUCUGUGUCAGUGAGUCCCUCUGCUGAGAUAGUGGAGGGCAGUUCAGUGACUCUGACCUGCAGCAGUGAUGCUAACAUACUAGCUAAUCUUACCUGGUACAAGACAAAUCUUAAUUCAGAAAAACUUCUCAGCAAAGAACCAAAACUUGUCUUCAGCUCCAUCCAGUCCUCUGACUCUGGAGAGUAUUACUGUGCAGCUGAGAACCAGCUUGGGAGGAGGACAACUAAAUACAUCAUUGAUGUGAAAUAUGCUCCAAAGCUUCCCUCUGUGUCAGUGAGUCCCUCUGCUGAGAUAGUGGAGGGCAGUUCAGUGACUCUGACCUGCAGCAGUGAUGCUAACCCAGCAGCUAAUUAUACCUGGUACAAGGAGAACCAAACACUGAUUCAGGGACCAGAAGGCAUUUAUCGUUUCACCUCCAUCAGCUCUGAGGACAGAGGGAUCUACUACUGCAGGUCUAAGAAUCCAUAUGGACAGAUAAACUCUACAUCUCUAUCGUUAAAUGUCCAGUAUGCUCCAAAGCCUCCCUCUGUGUCAGUGAGUCCCUCUGGUGAGAUAGUGGAGGGCAGUUCAGUUAAUCUGACCUGUAGCAGUGAUGCUAACCCAGCAGCUAAUUAUACCUGGUACAAGGAGAACCAAACACUGCUUCAAGGACCAGAAGGCAUUUAUCGUUUCACCUCCAUCAGCUCUCAGGACAGAGGCAUCUACUGCUGCAAGUCUGAGAAUAAAUAUGGACAAAUCAAUUCUACAUCUCUAUUUUUAAAUGUCCAGUAUGCUCCAAAGUUUCCCUCUGCGUCAGUGAGUCCCUCUGGUGAGAUAGUGGAGGGAAGAUCAGUUAAUCUGACCUGUAGCAGUGAUGCUAACCCAGCAGCUAAUUAUACCUGGUACAAGAAGAACCAAACACUGAUUCAGGGACCAGAAGGCAUUUAUCGUUUCACCUCCAUCAGCUCUCAGGACAGAGGCAUCUACUGCUGCAAGUCUGAGAAUAAAUAUGGACAGAUCAAUUCUACAUCUCUAUAUUUAGAUGUCCAGUAUGCUCCAAAGUUUCCCUCUGUGUCAGUGAGUCCCUCUGGUGAGAUAAUGGAGGGAAGAUCAGUUAAUCUGACCUGUAGCAGUGAUGCUAACCCAGCAGCUAAUUAUACCUGGUACAAGAAGAACCAAACACUGCUUCAAGGACCAAAAGGCAUUUAUCGUUUCACCUCAAUCAGCUCUCAGGACAGAGGCAUCUACUGCUGCAAGUCUGAGAAUAAAUAUGGACAGAUCAAUUCUUCAUCUCUAUAUUUAGAUGUCCAGUAUUCUCCAAAGCUUCCCUCUGUGUCAGUGAGUCCCUCUGCUGAGAUAGUGGAGGGCAGUUCAGUGACUCUGACCUGCAGCAGUGAUGCUAACCCAGCAGCUAAAUACACCUGGUACAAGGAGAACCAAAGACUGAUUCAAGGACCAGAAGGCAUUUAUCGUUUCACCUCCAUCACCUCUGGGGACAAAGGAAUCUACUACUGCAAGUCUGAGAAUAAAUACGGACAGAUCAACACUUCAACUGAAUUUAUAGAUGUCCAGUAUGCUCCAAAACUUCCCUCUGUGUCAGUGAGUCCCUCUGCUGAGAUAGUGGAGGGCAGUUCAGUGACUCUGACCUGCAGCAGUGAUGCUAACCCAGCAGCUAAUUAUACCUGGUACAAGGAGAAUGAAGACUCACCAAAAGCUUCAGGAAAGAACUUCACCAUCACACACUUUAUAGCUGAAUACAAUGGGAAUUAUUACUGCGAAGCCCAGAACAGAAGAGGACGUCUUAAGUUCACCUUAUAUCUAGCUGUUAAGGCUGAACAAUGGAUAUUAAUAUCUGCUGGAACAAUCCCUGCUAUUUUAAUUCUCGUACUACUCAUAGUCAUCUCUGUCAUCCUCUGGAUUAGGAAAGACAGGACCACUAAGCAACCGCCUGAGCCUAAAGACAAACCAGACGGAAAUCCACAGAAACAACCAGCAGAGGAUAACAUUCAUUAUGCCAGCGUCCACUUCUCUAAGAAACAAGCAGAUCCCCUCUACUCCAAUAUCACACCAUCUCAGCCCCAAAGACAAGAGGUUGAAGAGGAGGAGGACAGUGUGGUGUACACAACUGUCAAAUAUAACAGUGACAAUACUGCCCCGAAGUGAGCAGCUCUUCAUCCAGGAACAUCAUCGUCAUUAUCAGAGUUGUGGCCUUUUCUUUGGUGCCUUUUGAUUAAAAAAUCAGAAUUGAAAAGGGUUUUAUCAAGUGGUUCCUGCUGCUGUAUUCUGCCCCACAGAAAAUAAUUUGUGUCAGUAGUCACAUAGAUCUUAACCUUUUGCCACUGAUAGAAUGACAUGCAGGAGUGCCCUAUGUCACUACUUCUGUUUGUGAUUAGCUUUGAGCAGUUGUUACACAUACAGUAGUGUCACACUGGGAUUAAUGCUGUUUUCUUGUACAAGUGGCCAACAGAUAAUAUAAAACACCUGGACAACAUCAUGUCUCAGAUACAUUUUGCAAAUUAAAAUAUACCAUAAAUUAUUUGAUUUCUGAACCCUAACAGUAAAGUUCAGCUUCCUUUUAUACACUGUUGAGUAGAAUAAGUGUUGAAUGUGUGGCCUAGGCCCCUCUUUCAAACUUAGCUUGUCAAUUAACGGUAAUGACAGUUUGGUUUACAGAUAGAACAGAUACAAGAUGAUUAAAUGGUUGUCAUGAUUUAUCCACUAACCUUCUGUCUAUACUGGUCAUAAUGUGAUCCCUUGCCACCAAUAUUCAAGAUAAAGGACAAAACCAACAGUCUUCAAAGAGGGAUUUAGCUUAGUCAUACUGCUGAAGCACCUUAUUAGCUUCAGCUGAGCUUUACAAUGUAUUUUUGCACAGAAUGUAUUUUGCAGACCAUGGAUUUUAUCCUCGAUCUCUAACGCUGGAGUUGGAGUAGGAGAAGAUAAUUUCACAGCCAGUAUGGAGAGAAAGAAUGACCACAGUGACUAUCAACACACAUAUGAGAAUGAGUGUUGUCAUCUUUUUGAGUAGCCUACAUUUCUCUCUUUUUGUUUAAUAUAUGUCUUUUAGGUUAAUGAUCACAACUGGUUUUGUAAUGUCCACUGCAAUACCAUCACAACUUCUGCUACCUUCUAUAAACAUACACUUUCACAUUCUAUAUACACUCACCUAAAGGAUUAUUAGGAACAGCUGUUAAAUUUCUUAUUAAUGCAAUUAUCUAAUCAACCAAUCACAUGGCAGUUGCUUCAAUGCAUUUAGGGGUGUGGUCCUGGU